This is a messenger RNA of Zootoca vivipara (common lizard), 5815 nucleotides long. RefSeq names its product ankyrin repeat and SOCS box containing 2 (gene ASB2). Gene Ontology annotation, biological process: intracellular signal transduction. Gene Ontology annotation, molecular function: protein binding. Lineage: Eukaryota; Metazoa; Chordata; Lepidosauria; Squamata; Lacertidae. The record is from RefSeq and is a predicted model, not a curated record.
CAUUUCGGGAAGGGAUGUUGCAGAAAGCAAAGUUCUACAGAUUAUAAUGCUGCAGGGAGAAAACUUGAGAGGGGAACAAGUCGCUUUGCCACAGACUUCACACAGGAAAUCUGAGAUUCAGAGCAACUUAUAUUUUGGCUUGUAAUCGUCGAUCAUGGGGUGAUCCAGAAAUAAACUCCGCACUUCAAAGAGGGAGAGAGUUCAGAGCUGCUCUGCAGUUUAUCAACACACAGAGAUGGGAGAGAGAUGCACCCGAAAGGGGAUUUUCUGAAUUAAGAGUUCACCAAGCAAAAUUACUUCGGGGUAAACUUUGUUAGCUACAGAAGCUAUAAGGAUUCGGGUGGCUGGAAACUUACAGAUCUUACAACAGGCAAUUGUGGUCAACAAACCAGAAGAUUCCCACUGUACAAAAGCAGCUGGUGUUUGGAGCCAUCUCUUCCCGACUUAACAGGGAAGCGGAAGAUGGCGACACAGGUCACGGUGGCCAGGAAUUCGCAGACGGGAGCUAUAGGACAUGAGGACUACAGCCUCUAUAGCAGUAUGAGUGAAGAUGAGCUCAUUCAGUUAGCUAUCGAGCAAAGCCUGACGGAAGACCCUGCAGAGCAAACAGCUACACAGAAGACAACCAUGCCGACCCACAACGACCCUUACUGUCAGAAUUUCUACCUUUACCCUUGGCAAAGGCGAUCAGCACAGAACCAAGCGGCCAGUUCAGGGGUCAGACGGAGGUACGAUGGCAGCCUGUUCAAAACAUCCCAGCCAGAAGUGCUGGAUCCUGUGGUGUCAGCAAUCCAGAAAGGAGAUGAAAACGCACUUCUUAAAAUGAUGCAGUCAGGAAAAAACCUUGCACAGCCUAACAAAGAUGGAUGGUUGCCCCUCCACGAAGCUGCUUACUAUGGACAAGAGCGCUGCUUGAAGCUGCUGUAUAAAUCUUAUCCUGGGUUACUUGAUCAGCGUACGCUUCAGGAGGAAACAGCACUCUACUUAGCAACAAAUAGAGGGAAUCUCGAGUGUGUGCGUUUAUUGCUGCAGGCUGGAGCAGAACCUGACAUUGCAAACAAAGCUAGGGAGACCCCACUUUAUAAAGCCUGUGAACGCAGAAAUGCCGAAGCUGUACAGGUGUUAUUGGAGUACAAUGCUGACGCAAAUCAUCGCUGCAAUCGGGGGUGGACUGCCCUCCAUGAAGCUGUCGCUCGGAAUGACUUGGAAAUAAUAGACCUUUUGGUCAAAGGAGGUGCCAAGGUCGAAAGCACAAAUUCCUACGGGCUCACUUCCUUUUUCGUGGCAGCUGAGAGUGGCCACUUAGAAGCCUUGCGAUACCUUGCCAAGUGUGGUGCUGACAUCAAUACCCAAGCCAGUGACAAAGCGUCUGCCCUUUUUGAAGCUUGUAAAAAUGGACAUGAGGAGAUUGUGGAGUUUCUCUUGUCCCAAGGAGCUGAUGCUAAUAAAACCAACAAGAAUGGCCUCUUGCCUAUUCACGUGGCCUCCAAAAGAGGCUAUUAUGAGAUUGUGAAAAUGCUGCUCCCGGUCACCAGCCGCACUAGAACCAAACGCAGUGGCAUCAGCCCUCUGCAUUUGGCAGCUGAAUGCAACCGCGACGAUGUCUUGGAAGAGCUGGUUGAGGCUGGCUUUGACGUGAAUUUCACUCUCUCUCCUGAGCGCUCGCGGCUCUACGAGGACAGGCGCACCACUGUCCUCUACUUUUCAGUUUUUAACAACAACAUUGAAGCUGCUCAGCUGCUGCUUGAGGCUGGGGCCAAUCCCAACGUUGACCUCAUCAACCCCCUGCUCAUCUCCAUCCGCCAUGGCUGCUUGAAGAUGAUAAAGCUGCUUAUUGACUAUGGAGCCAAUAUUGAUGCCUAUGUCGCUUCCCAUCCAACGACCUUCCCUGCUACCAUCAUGUUCUCGAUGAAGUAUCUUGCUCUGCUGAAAUUUCUGAUGGAUCUAGGUUGCGAUGCCAUCUCCUGCUUUAAAUGUCAGUAUGGGUGUGGCCCACAUCCUCCCAUUGAAGCUAAGAGCGACAGGUAUCAUGAUCCCCAGGUGAAUAAAGAGCAGAGCGUUGUACAGUUUUGUGAAAUGGUAUCAACUCCAGAGAUGAGUCGUUGGGCUGGGCCUAUUAUCGAUGUUCUUCUGGAUUAUGUGGGCAAUGUGCAACUUUGUUCCCGGCUCAAGGAGCACAUUGACAGUUAUGAAGACUGGGCUAACAUUAAAUACAAAGCAGAGCCACCAAGGCCACUUGCUCACCUCUGCCGGAUCAAAAUUCGAAGUCUGAUUGGGAAGAGCCGUAUUGCUCUUAUUGACACCUUGCCUCUUCCAGGGAGACUGAUGCGCUAUUUACAAUAUGAUUAUACUCGCUGACCUAAGGUGAACUUGGCAGUCAAUCAUUUCCUAGAGUGACAGCCACAAGAUGGAGACAGACUGAGAUAAUGGAAGAAAAGGCCAGCUUUGCUAUGUAAGAAGGAAAAGGAUACCUGAAAAGCAGAAUUGCAGAAAAGGCAAAUCCAACAGUAUUUAGAAGACCGGCAAACCUCCUCUGAUACAGUGGAGACUAACAAUCCCAAUCGCAAUAAGAUAACUCAGAAACAGUAUUUAGAGUAUAGGAAAUAAGUGAAGUUGGGAUAAAAGACUCUGGUAGCACAUGGCAAGAAAGUACUAUGCUAUUUUGUAGAGAGAAACAUUAAAAUUUCUAAACACCUCAGUAUCACAUGUAAGGAGAAUAUGAAAGAGUUCACAAGACACAAGCAAUCUCUAAGUAUGCUGUCACACAGACAAAUGUAAUGUAUAAACCAGAUGAUCCCACACAAUUUUAAUAAAUGUAGGGACCCAGGUGGCGCUGUGGUUAAACCACCGAGUCUAGGGCUUGCUGAUCAGAAGGUUGGCGGUUCGAAUCCCUGUGACGGGGUGAGCUCCCGUUGCUUGGUCCCAGCUCCUGCCAACCUAGCAGUUCGAAAGCACAUAAAAAUGCAAGUAGAUUAAUAGGAACCGCUACAGCGGGAAGGUAAACGGCGUUUCCAUGUGCUGCUCUGGUUUGCCAGAAGCGGCUUUGUCAUGCUGGCCACAUGACCUGGAAGCUAUACGCCGGCUCCCUCGGCCAAUAAUGCGAGAUGAGCGCGCAACCCCAGAGUCGGUCACGACUGGACCUAAUGGUCAGGGGUCCCUUUACCUUUACCUUUAGUGGCAUUUUAUUUUGUUUUUGCACCUGUGGCAAUCACAUGAAUUAUUGUCAACUAUAUUCAUCAUCUGCCAGUUCACACAUUGUAUUUGUCUGCAUAACUGGUUGCACACCAGAAGCAAUCAGGAUUGCUCACAUGGACAGCAAAUGUAUUUUUGGAAUGGUCCUAUACUCAAAAGCAUCUCAAUCUAAUGCAAAGAUCUAAAAUGCCCCAGGAAUGGUUACAUUUCAGUAUGUUUCAAUUCAUUGGUUGAGCUGCAGUUUAGUUUAGUUUGCAGGAUUGAUCAAACCAUCUGGCUGCUAUUUCUGUCUCAUUUUUGUCUAGUUUAGUUGGUCUUUCUGUAUAUAUAGUUGACUUUUUCCCUUAGUGAUAAAAGUCUUUGACAAUAUUUUUGUUCCCACGUUAGUCACUUAAUAAAUACUGAAUCUAGUAAAAAAAAUUGUGACCCCCAAUUAAAAUUAAACAAAGACUUAACAAAGUGUGUGAGCUGAAGGAUUUAACCCACAAUAAUUAUGUGUAUUAUAUUAAAUAGGCAAAGGAAUGAGGUGGAAUUCUGUUUUAGUUUAUUAUACUACAUCAGCCUUCAAUUCUUAUGUCAUUGAACCAAUGGUAUUUAACCCUUCUGUUAUAGCAGUAAUGAAGGAAAGAGGUGAUUCAGCACUUGCAUUGCUUUGGAAAGAAGAAAAUGAUUGAUGUAUUGUUGCUGGAAAGCACUGACCGUUAUUUGCAGGGCUUCAGAAAAACACUGAAUCAGCUUCAGAUCAAAUACUCUGGCAUAACUUGGGUUGUGAUUUGGAAACUCAGAUGCUUAGCUAGAGCAACAAUCCAAGCAAAAUAUUUUUAGCAGAGAAUGACUAUGAAGCAGUAACUAAGUUUGUUGUUAAACCUUAGAACAAUUCCUUCAAAGUGGAACCAUGACUUCACUGAGAUGCAUUUAAAUGAGCUAAAUAGGCCAUUGUGAGGCAAAUUGUCCACCCACUUUCACUGAUGCCUGUGAUUAUCUUCCAUUGGCAUUCUCUUCAUGUUGAACUCUUUCAUGAAGAAGUGUCAAGGUUUUAACCCUUCCUUUACCAACCCUUCCCUUACCAACACAUACCAGUGAAUAGAUCUCUCAGGUAAAUACUAUUUGUCCUCCACUCAUUGUAGUUCUCUUUUAGAGCCGUUAGUCAUUGUUUGAGAAGAGUGACAACAGGAAUAACCCUAGUGACUCUGAAGCUGAGACACCACAGCAGAAUCAAGCACACCAUUACAUACAUCUCAAAAGAGCUUGGUGGAGAUGUCCAAAAUAGAAUGAAUGACACUUUGCAGAGAGAAUGGUAUCAGAUUUUCACAUUUGAAAGCAGGGGUAGGGUGUAAUAAGGAACUCAUAGCCCAGGUUUGACUACUGAGUAAAAACAACAACAACACACACACACAAUUCCCAUGUUCAGUAUAGUAACAAGGCUUCAGUUUUGUUUAUAGCUUGAAAUGUUCUAACUGGUUGUGGAUGGAACAACAGUACUAAUUCUUGAACUAACAGUCUAGUGUUUAUAACAUAUAGGAGUGUGGUCAGCUCCUUAUUUUAUUUUAUUUUAUUUUAAAAAAGAAACUCUUUUAUCCAAGAUAUUGAAGAAAAAGAAGCAGAGACAAUACCCUCCCGGUUUUUCUCCCAUCAUAAAUGAAUACGUAGCCUGGAGAUCUGACUUCCCCAUUCACAUGCACAUAUAUUAUAGGAACAACCCAAGUUGAGCCGACUGGAUCCAUAGUGCAAAAGGUUAGCACAAACCUCAGGAGAGAAAGGUGUCACUAGCUAUGCGCAAAAAUUGGGGUGGGAGGUGGGGAAUAGUUUGCUUAAAAGCUCCCCUGACAAUUGUACUUUCACUUGAUUCUUUUCGCCAUCUUUUUUACAUGGUUGGUUUACAUUUAUUUGCACAUAGUGCAUGCAUGCUACCUCUCCAACUCCACACACACACACACCAAUCUAGCAACAGAGAACCAUUUACAGAAAGGUUUUCAUGCACAGGUUAGCUGAACUGGAGUUGAAAAAGGCUACUGGAUGAGGACAAGACUGUUUGAAAACUGGGUUAAUGAUGAAUGCAAAUCGGCACAAGUUAACCCACUUAAAUCCUCCUGCAGCAGGCUGUGCUGGGGAAACACAGGCCCAGUUGUGGGUACAUGUCUUUCUGCUUCACCAAUGAAUUCCUGGAUCUGGGAAACUGAAUUUUCACAACACACAUUUCACAGUUAUACCAAAUUUGUACAAACUCAACUGCCUUUUAUAAAAGUCAAUGGAGAUGUAUAGAAAUGGUUGUAAAUUUGAAAGGUAAAAUAUUUACUACUUUAUAUAACAAGUCCUGCAAUUCCAGGAUAUAGAAUGGUAGAAUGCAUUAACAGAUGGUCAAAAAAUCCUGCCGGUAGUCAACAUAUAUAUUUAACAUUCAAGGAAUAGCCUAACAUUCUAGCAUUCUGUGACCUGAUUGAUGUAUUAUUUCCAUAGGCAUGUGUGCAAUUAUUGUGUCACAAUGGACUUUUGAAGCCUUCAGUUUUGUUACUAUAGCUUUUUUAAACUGUGGGGUUUGGUCGGGAGGGAUGGGUGUGUGCAGUAUUGAUAAAAGUGUUACAUUUUUAGGUUUUAUUGCUUGCAUUAAAUAUGAGUAAAAGUA